Messenger RNA from Aspergillus sclerotioniger CBS 115572, 1558 nucleotides. RefSeq names its product glutathione-independent formaldehyde dehydrogenase. The record is from RefSeq and is a predicted model, not a curated record. The transcript is spliced from 8 exons. Lineage: Eukaryota; Fungi; Ascomycota; Eurotiomycetes; Eurotiales; Aspergillaceae. The coding region runs from base 244 to 1440 and encodes 398 amino acids.
AUAGACAUGGGUGACAAGGUCAAUCGAAGCCUCAAUCAAUCUGCAAGGUGGAAUGUGUCCCCCCAUGUCACGAUUAUCAGGCAGUUUUCUCCGCACAGCUCCCCCCACCCCUCAUCCCACUCCUCUCUCAAUGCAUCCCCCACUCCUCGCACGGCUCCCGCCACUUAAAUACUGGUCGGGGCCGCACUGAUAACCCACAGGCCAUUUUGACUGUCGCAUACACGCUUUCCUAUUCAAUUCAUCAUGGCUCCCCAAGCAAUGAAGGCAUUGAACUAUGUCGGACCCUUUACGGUCCAGGUGCAGGAGGUGGAGAUGCCCCGGCUGGAGCAUCCCGAUGACAUCAUCGUCAAGGUCACCAGUGCCGCCAUCUGUGGUUCGGACCUGCACAUGUAUGAGGGGAGAACAGCUGCAGAGCCUGGCAUCACCUUUGGGCACGAGAAUCUGGGAAUCGUCGAGGAACUGGGAGAGGGUGUCACACUACUGAAAAGGGGCGACCGGGUGGUCAUGCCAUUCAAUGUGGCCGAUGGACGUUGCCGGAAUUGUGAGGAGGGAAAGACGGCAUUCUGCACCGGGGUGAACCCGGGGUUUGCUGGUGGUGCAUAUGGUUAUGUGGCCAUGGGACCUUACCGCGGAGGCCAAGCACAAUAUCUACGCGUGCCCUACGCAGACUUUAACGCCCUGAAGCUCCCACCGGGGACCGAACAUGAAGCCGACUUUAUUCUACUAGCAGAUAUUUUCCCAACAGGAUGGCACGGCAUCGAGAUAUCAGGCUUCCAACCCGGAGACAGCGUGGCCGUGUUUGGUGCCGGCCCCGUUGGUCUGAUGGCUGCCUAUUCCGCCCAGCUGCGCGGCGCGUCUCGCGUCUUUGUGGUGGAUCGGGUGCCUGACCGUCUGAGAGCGGCGGAGAGAAUUGGCGCGACCGCUAUUGACUUCACCAAGGGAGAUGCCGUCGACCAGAUCAUCCAGCUGAACGGAGGAGACAUGGUAGAUCGCUCGGUGGACGCAGUGGGAUACCAAGCGGUCGGUAAGGAUAACUCGACCGAACAGCCCAACAUUGUGUUGGAGAAUAUGAUUCGCGUGACACGGGCCUGUGGCGGACUGGGCAUCCCCGGUCUGUAUGUGCCUAGUGACCCGGGGGCAGGGGAUGCUGCGGCGGCCAACGGCAUGAUCAGUCUCAGCUUUGGGAAGCUGUUUGAAAAGGGCCUCUCACUCGGUACCGGCCAGUGCAAUGUCAAGGCCUACAACCGACAGCUGCGAGACCUGAUCAUUGCCGGCAAGGCCAAGCCCAGCUUUGUGGUGUCGCAUGAGAUCGACAUUGACGAAGCUGAGACGGCGUAUGAGAAAUUUGACAAGCGGGUGGAGGGCUACACCAAGGUCAUCAUCCACCCCAAUGGCGGGUUCCCCAGUAAGAAGCCACCGACGGUACCGUCCACCCUGUGAGGAAUGUCUAGAAUCAUGUGUUAUAUUAGCGUUGUAGCAGCAAUUGAUUGAACCCUGCAUGCUUCCUACAACAUAACAUCCCCAUUGCAUUAUUUUUCCCCUUUGGGGACAACCCCCC